Microthlaspi erraticum is the source of this 642-nucleotide messenger RNA. The record is from the annotation of a GenBank genome assembly. NCBI's taxonomy places the organism in Eukaryota, Viridiplantae, Streptophyta, Magnoliopsida, Brassicales, Brassicaceae.
AUGAAGAAAGUCAACUUUGUGUCUGCUGAGGAGAUGGAACCAGUCCAAGAAGGGGAGGAUACACAAUUUGCUGAGGUGUGCUACAUGAGCAAUGGGCAAGGAGGUUACAACAAAGGAUACUAUAAUUACAAGUCCAACCCUGCCAUGUCAUACCGCAACACUGAUGUUGCUAACCCUCAGGACCAAGUCUAUCCUCAACAACAAGCAGCUCGAUCGAGUCAGGUGCCACAACAUGGGCUUCCCCACCAACCGCCCCAGCCUGCACCUUCACAAGAGAAUGAGCUCAAGGCAAUGCUAAAGCAACUACUUCAAGGGCAAGCUGAUGGGGUAGUGGACACAAGCAAGAAGCUAGCUGAAAUAAACUCUAAGAUCGAGAACCUCAACACAAGGGUUUACUCUCUGGAGAAUCAUGCUUCUUCUGUUGCUGCUGCUACAAAGCAAGGACAACUACCUGAGAUUGUUGCUGCUGAGGCUCCUGGAGUCCAGAUUGAUCAACCAGAAGUGCAGGCACCUACUGUGGCCAUUCACACUUCACCAGUUGAGCUCGCACGACAAGCUCGAUCGGCAGCUCGAUCGAGUCCAACUCUAGCUCGAUCGAGUCCGACCUCUUCUGUCCGAAAGCCUGUUUUGCUUGAUCCUUAA